Molecule: messenger RNA, 1887 nt
Organism: Colossoma macropomum (tambaqui)
Lineage: Eukaryota; Metazoa; Chordata; Actinopteri; Characiformes; Serrasalmidae
Gene: plek2
Product: pleckstrin 2
Exons: 9
Coding region: 53-1138 (361 amino acids)
Biological process (GO): intracellular signal transduction; actin cytoskeleton organization
Cellular component (GO): plasma membrane
Source: RefSeq, a predicted model, not a curated record
GGCUAUAAAACACCUCCAGAGCUGACCGCACUCACAACAUUCAGAAUUAGCCAUGGACAACAACGUGCAGGACAGCUCUGUUCUUAAAGAUGGAUUUUUGGUGAAGAGGGGUCACGUGGUUCUCAACUGGAAGGUCCGGUGGUUCGUCCUGAAAGCGGAUAAGCUGCUGUAUUACAAAUAUGAAGGGGGCAAGAGGGACUCCCGCCACAAAGGGACCAUCCCUUUAACCGGCUGUGAGAUUACCUGCCCUUACCUGGAAUUCGAAAACAGACCGUUGGUGCUGAGGCUGAAGACCAGGUCCUCGGAGGAGUUUUUCCUGGAGGCGUGUUCGAGGGAGGAGCGAGACGAGUGGGCUACAGAGAUCAGAGCUGCAGUACAGAAACUCCACCCAGGGGGCACCAACACCCCACCUGCACCCACACGCAAAGGCUCCAAAUCACUGCAGCUUCACAACAUCAACCUCAGUCAGGUGGUGGACUCCAUGUACGACGUACACAGUGGCAUCAAGAUGAGCAGCCACGUGGAGCAGGGCAGCACCUACAUCAACUGCUUCUCAGGCUCAGCGGUGGUGGACUGGCUGGUGUUUAUGCAGUUGGCUCUGACGCGGGUGGAGGCUGUGACGCUGGCGUCGGCGCUGCUGGACGAAGGCAGUGUGAGGGCUGUGGGCAUCAAGAGUGUGGAGGCCAUCCGUAACGCUGCUCUGGGGGAACAGUUCCUGGACGAUUCCACCGCUCUCUACAGCUUUGCUGACAGCUUUAAGAAGCGAGGGAGUGUAAAGGCGGAGAAGUCUGUGUCUGCAGUGGAGCUGAGUGGAAGAGUGAAGAAGAGAGGAUACCUGCUCAAACAGGGACACAAGGUUAAGAACUGGAAGGUGCGGCUGUUCGUGCUGAGGGCGGAACCUGGCUUCUUGCACUACUACGACCCCAGCAAGGAUGACAUCAAUCCAGCAGGCGGCUUCUCUUUACGCGGCUGUUUGGUUUCCUCCCUGGACGACAACGGCAUUCCCUCAGGUGUGAAAGGCAAAGUCCAGGGGAACCUGUUUAAAAUCAUCACCCAGACAGACAGACAUUACUUCAUCCAGGCACCCACACGACAGGAGAAGAUGGAGUGGAUCGAGGCCAUUAAGCAGCUCACGUAAGGCUGCAAUUAGGCAAGACAUGGAAACACGGGUCUCCUCCCUUUCAAAGGAAUCACUUGACCAAACUUGUAAAUGUGGCCAACAGUGAGUGAAUGAAAGCUAGUUGCCGUUUUCUUUAUUUUUUAUUUAUUAUUGGCAACAUUAGUUUGAAAACAACGGUGAAGUGAAGGUGGUGGCCGAGGCAAAAGCUUCUUUGAUAAAUGUACAGUCCCUUAAUCACUGUUGACUGAAUUAUAAUCAAAUGUUGUUUACUGAUUUUUACUGAUUCUCACUGUAAGCACUUUCUUGUGUUAUCUAAACUCUCUGCUUAUGUACUAUAUUUAAAACAUUUCAAGUUUUAUGCAAAGCUAAACCGCUAAAAGUGUUUAUUAGGUAGCACUUUAUUUGAUGGCUACCUAUAUAGGGGUUUUAUGACACAUGUAUAAACAUUGUAUAACAUAGUUAAAAAGCUUCACCUUUGUAUUUAUAUACAGCUUAUGUCAGAUUUUGCGAGAGGACAUGAGAUGUUUUAUGAAAUAAUUGACAUUGUGUGGACGUAGGGUACCUUAUACUAAAGAGGCAGACAUUUGUUCUGUUUAUGAUACUGUCAUGAAGCAUCAUCUUACAGUAGGAAUGCCAUAUAUCGUUAUACAUUAUUUAUAAAUAAUUUAUAGACAAUUACAUCAAUCAUAUGUUAGUUAUGUAAGAAAAUGAUCAUUUUAGCUUUACAGACAUGAGAUACACUAUAUGGCCAAAAGUAUGUGGACAUC